UAAUAUGUGAAGUGUGUGCGCGGAGUUUUGGCUUGUAUGCGGGAGCGUGCAGGAGUCAGCGAGGGGGGUGAAAGUAAAGUCCAACUCCUAAACACGAGUGAACAGGAGGAGGAGGAAGAGGAGGAGGAAGAGAGAGAGAGAGAGAGAGAUGGAUGUACAGGCAUGUCGCCGGAGCACGAGAGCGGAGGAAGGUGGUGGCCGAGGCGGACAGCACAGAGACUGGCACCGCGAGGAUGCCAACAACACCGCCGCUGCGUUCUGCACUUCAUCAUGAUUGUACUGAGCAGCUGCAUGACGCGCACUGCUGCCGGAGCUGAAGCUAACUCCGAGCCGAACGUGGUGACUGCCUCAAGCUGGAACGUUUCCAGUGAAGCACAGAAAGACCACUUCCUCAGACUCGAUGCUCCCAUGAACAACAUCACUACGUCCCUGGGCCAGACUGCCGAGCUGCACUGCCAUGUGUCGGGAAACCCGGCUCCCACCGUGCGCUGGCUGAAGAACGACGCUCCGGUGACUCCAGAGGCACGGCGUAUUUCCUACAAGCAGACUCCAUACGGGUCUCGACUGCGCAUUCGCAACCUGGACACCACCGACACCGGCUACUUCCAGUGUGUGGCCAUCAACAGCUACGGCACCGUCUCCACCACGGGAAUCCUCUUCGUGAAAUUCGAUCCGCUGCCAACACCCCAGUCUGGAAAGCCUUCACCAGACGACUUUGAAGAGGAAGGCUUCUGCCAGCCGUACAGAGGAAUUGCCUGCGCGCGCUUCAUCGGGAACCGGAGCAUCUUUGUGGACUCGCUGCAAAUGCAGGGCGAAAUCGAAACUCAAAUAACCGCUGCCUUCACCAUGAUUGGCACUUCCAACCACCUGUCAGAUCGCUGCUCUCAGUUUGCCAUCCCGUCGCUCUGCCACUUUGCCUUCCCCACAUGUGACCGGAGCUCUGGGAUUGAUAAACCACGCGACCUGUGCAAGGAUGAGUGUGAGAUCCUGGAGAACGAUCUGUGUAAGACUGAGUACAUCAUCGCCCGCUCCAACCCCCUGAUACUCAAACGACUCAAACUGCCCAACUGUGAAGACCUGGCUGCUUUGGACAGCCCCGAGGCAGCCAACUGCAUGAGGAUCGGCAUCCCAAUGGGCGAGUCCAUCAACAAGAAUCACAAGUGCUUCAACAGCAGCGGUUCUGAUUAUCGGGGCACCACCAGCAUGACCAGGUCAGGCCGCCAGUGUCAGCCGUGGAACUCUCAGUAUCCACACAGCCACACCUACCUCGCUGUGCGCUAUCCAGAGCUAAAUGGCGGCCACUCAUACUGCCGCAACCCAGGCAACAAGCAGGAGGCACCCUGGUGCUUCACUCUGGAUGAGGGCGUUCGCAUGGAGCUAUGUGACAUCCCUGCAUGUGACCCGGAGAAGCGUGGAGGCAGCAGUAUGGAGAUCCUCUACAUCCUGGUCCCCAGUGUUGCCAUCCCGCUAGCCAUCGCCUUGCUCUUCUUUUUCAUCUGCGUGUGCCGGAAUAACCAGAAAGCCUCGCGUCCACCCGCCCAGCGCCAGCCCAAACCUGUCCGCGGCCAGAACGUGGAGAUGUCCAUGCUGCCUGCAUAUAAGCCCAAGACUAAAGCCAAAGAGCUGCCUCUGUCAGCUGUACGUUUCAUGGAGGAGCUGGGUGAGUGCACCUUUGGUAAAAUCUACAAAGGUCACCUGUACCUGCCAGGUAUGGAGCAUGCUCAGCUUGUGGCCAUCAAGACUCUGAAGGACUUCUCCAGCCCACAGCAAUGGAACGAAUUCCAGCAGGAGGCUUCUGUAUUUGCAGAGCUCCACCAUCCUAAUGUUGUGUGUCUCCUGGGCAUGGUGACACAGGAGCAGCCUGUGUGCAUGCUCUUCGAGUUCCUCCCACUCGGAGAUCUCCAUGAGUUCCUGGUCAUGCGCUCGCCACACUCUGACGUCGGCUGCAGCAGCGAUGAGGACGGCACUGUUAAGUCCAGCCUGGACCAUGGAGACUUCCUGCACAUUGCAAUGCAGGUAGCAGCUGGCAUGGACUACCUGGCCAGCCACUUUUUCGUCCACAAGGACCUGGCAGCAAGGAACAUACUUGUAGGAGAACAACUUCAUGUGAAAAUUUCAGACCUGGGACUGUCAAGGGAGAUCUACUCUUCUGAUUACUAUCGCGUGCAGCCAAAAACACUGCUGCCCAUCCGCUGGAUGCCUCCAGAAGCCAUCACAUAUGGAAAGUUCACCAUAGAUUCUGACAUCUGGGCUUUUGGAGUGGUUCUUUGGGAGAUCUUUAGCUUCGGUCUUCAACCCUACUACGGCUUCAGCAACCAGGAAGUGAUUGAGAUGGUGCGCAAGAGGCAGCUGCUGCCUUGCCCAGACGACUGCCCACCACGCGUCUACACGCUAAUGAACGAUUGCUGGCAGGAAGGACCUGCACGGAGGCCCAGGUUUAAGGACGUCCAUGCUAGACUGCGUGCCUGGGAGGGUUUGUCAUCCCACGCCAGCUCCAGCACACCAUCCGGAGGCAAUGCCACCACUCAGACCACCUCGCUCAGUGCCAGUCCCGUCAGCAACCUCAGCAGCCCACGCUAUGCCGGAUACAUCUAUGGUGCUCCUCAGGGAAUACCAGCAGGUCAGAUUGCAGGUUUUGUGGCAGCACCAAUGCCACAGAACCAACGCUUCAUCCCUGUGAAUGGAUACGCCAUCCCUCCAGGCUACACUGCUUUCCCAGCUGCCCACUUUGCCUCAGCUCAGGCACCCACGCGAGUGCUCCAGCACUGUCCUCCCCCUAAGAGUCGUUCCCCCAGCAGCGCCAGUGGCUCCACCAGCACGGGCCAUGUUACUAGCGUGCCCUCCACUGGCUCGAACCACGAUGCAAACACGCCACUGCUUUCACACUGCGUCACUCUAGCUCCUGUGGCCACCAUGCAGGGCGGCGCGGUGUCCAUGUUUGGACACAUGGCACAAAAGGGGCUGCAGAUGGACCCGGCUCAGGCGUCUCUGUUAGCCGACUCCAACAGACUCAUGUACGGCGAAUCAGUCAUCACCGCUGACUUGUGAAUACAUCGUUCUUUUUCUUUCUUUUUUUUGUAAAUGAUUAUAAUUAUUGAUAUUUUAAAAUGUUUUCUUUCACUGUGUAAAUACCAACUAGCCGGAAUGGAAUGUAAAAGAUUUAUAUUCUAUGUUUUUUUUUUUGUUUUUUUUUUAAUGAAAAAUGUACGAAAAGAAUAAAGGAACACCUCCUCAUCUCCUCUUACUGAUGAUAUCAGUGUGAUACCUGAAGAAGACUUUGAGACCCUUUGAUUUUCUUCCAGUUGCUCUUUUCCAGCUGGAUGAGAAUAUGAGCUUGCUGUAAAGGAAUCCUCAUCUUGAUCACAGCCCUGAAAUACAAUGGUCAUGAAAUCAUGCCUUUUUCAUGUCUGCCUCAAAGCCAUUUUGAUUGGACUGUGGCUUGAGCUCGUCAACAUUUCUCAUUCUCUUUCCUCAAAGUCAUCAAUCUGACAGUUUGGUUUCGCUUUGGUAAUUGCAGUGGUAAUCGGGUGUAUUGGUUAUGGACUGUUAGUCUAGUAAUUUUCAUUUGAAAUGACCUCGUGAAUGAGUUGAUGCUUUAUUAUAUUCCAACUCCACGCUGCCUUUUCAGGUAGCUUUAAAUCUUCUGUCAUUGAAAACUAUACUUAUUCAUUGUAUACACUAAAAGCCUUUUAUGCCUGACCUCUGGUAAAGCUUAUUGCACUGUUUCUGGUCAUAAACUGUUGAGUGCAAAAGUUUGCAUACCCUAAGGCCAAAAUUAAGACAAAGAUAUUACAUGUAUGGUACCUCCUCUUCCCUGACAUAUCUGUUCUUAUUCUGCCAGCGUGACCAAACUUUGGCAAGACUAACAGGUAUAUCUGUAACUGUGUCAAGCAUCACUUGUCACAAAUCAGGCCUUUUUCUGUCGAUUUUGCUUCCAUUCAAAAUCACACUUUAGCUUUGAACUGCACUUACACCAUGUUUGAUGAGAAAAAUGCAGUUUUAUGACAAAACGUGCUUCACAUUUAGCUUAGUAAUCCAUCUAAGAUGUUUCCAAGUACUUAGUAAGUAUUUUAAAGUCAAUCAUGAUCAUUUUAGCAGGUAGAACCAAUCAAUUACCACUCACUGAAUGAUACCGGUCAUAAUCGUAGCAUUGACAGCUCUACAUUUACCUUUAAAUUCAAUUAUUUGGCAGACCCUUUUAUUCAAUGCAACACAGUUGAGCUGAACAGAUGAAAGUUAAAGGCCUUGAUCAGUGGCAGCUUGGUAGUACUAUCCAAAAUCCCCAAAUUCUGUAUCUACUGAGGCUCUCUAUCCUCCGUGUGGCGUGCCAUGAUCUCAACCUGUCUGUAUGCUGGCUGGCUCACCGGGCUCUCUAUCUGACUACCGUUGUCAUUGGUCAGCUGAGCUGUCGAUCUGUUGUGCUGCCUGUUUAUCUAACUCACCAGCUGUGUACUCUGUCUACCUGUAUAACUGGCUGGCUGACCGUCUCUAUCUGUCUGUCUAACAGCGGUCCAACUAUUCUGGAAUGGCAAGUCAAGCUAUCUACUGUACCUCUCUCUCUGAAUGUUCAAUCGUGCUUCCAUCCUUCCAGCUGUUUGGCCGGAUGACUCCGCACUUAAUCUGUCUUCCUCUGCAAACUCAAUUCAAAUGAGAUUUUUUGUCUCUGAAUUUUCAGCCUUUGCAUUGUGUAUUAGCGAGAAUGCCUAGAAAAGAUCAUAUCUGUGCGAUAUGGCUAGGUAGAAGGAUAGUUGUGCUCAAAUGAGAGAAAUUUUCUCGUGUGUGAAGGCAGAGGCUGUCCACACACCGAAUGAAACCAGACCACAGAGGUCUAUCCAAAUAUAUAUUUAUUAUUUUAAACUUGCAUAUGGAAAAAUGUGCAAAGAUCAGCGAGUUUAAACAGACCAGAGAGCAGAUGUUUCAGCUAAUAACUUUCUUCACUAUACGGCUUGUAAAAUACAUCAGCAGUUUGCCAGCGAUUACAGUUUUCUCUUUCGUUAAAGAAUGACACAUUUUUAUCUGGUUAUACUUGCAUUCAAUAUUGUGAACCGUUCAUGAAACAGGUUAGUGCCUUGGGGUUAGGGGUAGGUUUAGGGUUGGUUUAUUGCUAGCCCUAACUCCAAGUUUUUAAACAUAGGGUUAGGACUAUCUAUAAAACAUUGUUCCCUCAUCACCCUCACCCCCCCCCUUCUUAAAGUUCAUAAAACAUUGUAUCUUUACAAAGAAGCCGCAAAUUGUUCUGACUUUCUCUGAUCGAACACCUUACCUCUGACAAAACAGUUUUACCUGGGGCUGUGCUGACACUUGAGACUCCUUCCAAAAAUACUAAAUCAGCAUCCCCUAACAGAAAAUUUCACAAUAUCAACUAUUCCAUAUGUUCCGAAUCUUCUCGAUUGGAGCGUCUGCCGUGCACGUCUCUGUUAGUUGUUUUUCACAUUAGAAACCGUAGUGAUGAUAAUUAGAAUGAAUGCAUUCAAGUAAACAUGUCAUUUGUCUUGCAAUUAAUCAACAUCUUCUGACCAAUCAGAUUUGAGAAUUCGACGCCAUCAUAAUAUCUUAUGAAAGCUGGCUAUUGAGUAUAUGCACAGGGUUCACAAGAGGCUCGGAGCGUUUCUUUGUGUACAAAUGAAGUGAAUGCAUUUUCUCUCUCCUUCUUCCCUCAUAUUAUUGAUCAAUCCUGUAUCUGCCAGCUCGUAUUAUCACGUUCUUAUUUUCUUUGUGUGUCGACUUGUCUAGACUGGACCGGGAACUUCACCUUAACGUCACAGGGAAUAGCUGCACUGUCUAGUCGCUAGCUCUUUCUAUUGUUUAUUUUAGUUAGUUGCUAUGCAACUAUCAAAUACAGAUGUGCACCAGGGUUCAGGCUGUUAUUCAGGGUACAGUUAAAAGGUUAUACAUACAAAGCUAGAACAAUCUUCUCCAGAAAUGCCGCCGCCUUUUUUUUUUUUUUUUUUUUGCCUGUGUCAUAACGUGUUAUGGCAUAUUAUGAAAGAACUUCCCCUUGCUAUGCAUGUAAUAACUGAUAUUUGAAUAGUUUAUUUUUGAAUCAAUGGUUUAUUUUUGUACAACAUUUUGUAUCAACAAUAUUGCAAUAUUAUAAACCUCUAACCAUAUUGAGACUCUUGGUGAUCAUGAUUAUGGUACGAGCUCAUGUUUGUAACGUGGACAAAUCACUUAUCUGUUCUUUCGAAGUGUCUUCAUGCAUUUGCCUCCAGGAAGAUCGGAGGUUUUAUAUAGCUGUUUGAUUUGUAACCAUAAUCGCUUGUACGGCAAGUCAAAAACCACUUAAUACUGAAGACUGUGAAUCGUUUUUUGGCUCUCCAUAGAGGGGCGCCAUUAAGGACGCAGUAAAUACAUGCUAAACGUUUACACAUUUUAUAUGUCAACUUAUGUGGCCUUGAUUUUCUUUGUGUCAUUGUGAGAAAAGAGUUUUGCACAAAUAGUUUGUAUGGCAAACUUGCUAUUAAACAACUGUUGUUUUUUUGUCA
Messenger RNA from Ictalurus punctatus (channel catfish), 6485 nucleotides. It is a transcript of the gene ror1, whose product is annotated as receptor tyrosine kinase-like orphan receptor 1. Gene Ontology annotation, biological process: positive regulation of kinase activity; cell surface receptor protein tyrosine kinase signaling pathway; multicellular organism development. Bases 37 to 3048 code for a protein of 1003 amino acids. Gene Ontology annotation, cellular component: signaling receptor complex. The record is from RefSeq and is a predicted model, not a curated record. The transcript is spliced from 10 exons. Lineage: Eukaryota; Metazoa; Chordata; Actinopteri; Siluriformes; Ictaluridae. Gene Ontology annotation, molecular function: ATP binding; protein kinase activity; protein binding.